Molecule: messenger RNA, 5415 nt
Organism: Folsomia candida
Lineage: Eukaryota; Metazoa; Arthropoda; Collembola; Entomobryomorpha; Isotomidae
Exons: 9
Coding region: 1148-2575 (475 amino acids)
Source: RefSeq, a predicted model, not a curated record
GGUUCUUGUUCCCUGACUACGGCUUCUUCUUCUUCUUCUCUGGUGGGUCGGUCGGUUAGUGUUAUGUUGUUAUCCGACUCGUCGUGAUACUGAUCUGAUCUUAUGACGACACGAGGCCGUGGUUCUUCUUACCCGUCUCAAAAAGCAUAAGAAAAGAGCACAGUUUCUCUACUGUAUUGAAGUUUAGUUUGUUUCGAGUCGUUCGUUGUCACUAACUAGACUGCGAAUUUUAUCAGAAUGGACACACGUUGUUCCGUCGCCGAGUGUUGUUCUGUACGCGAGAAAAUGCUACAGGAAACAGGCGGUGAUCAUCAUUAACAAUGUCCAAGUCAACUUUCCAACACCUACGAAAACUUGCUCAAUAAGAAAACCAUUUUUGCUCAUUAUCAACCUGAGCUCAGCACCGGGUCGCUCCUCGUUAGCUCACAUUUUCACGGAGGAUGUAAAUACAAAUAAUCUCGUUAACAUGAGGAGGUGAAACUUUGAUUAAUUAAGACUUUAUUAAUUUGGUACCGUGUUGUACCCAAUCAACCUACAACUUGCUCAAAGUGAACAAAGAUGUAUACACACCUCAUUGUGACGAGAAUGAGGUUACAAUCCGUGUCAAGGGGGACCGAAAUACCCCGCAGAUCAACUGUGAAGCCACCACCACCACCACUUUCUCCAGGCUGCGAACUUACACAAAGUCACCACCAGCUCAGCAACAUUCACCGCAAUGACUACGCUUUGUUUCACGCUGUUAUUUAAAAAAUAAUAAUUUGUACACGUGUAAAUUUAUGUCGCAACACGACGCAUAAUAGGAUUUGUUUGUAACAACAAAGAAAAUAAUGACACUUCAAAGUGAGGCGGAAAGUUAUAAUUAUGUUUAAUCCACCUUGAUUGCGAAACUCACAAGGCUAAGCCACUACUACUUUUCUACAUAUGUACACACCCUUCACAAAGGAGCAUGAGGAAAUGAGGGAUGGGAAAAGAAAUUGAGAAAAACAAUGAGACGCGUUGUUCCAGAGGGGGGAUGAUGAUGAUGAUAAGCGACAUGGUGUCAGACUACUUGCGAUGCUCGAGUAGUGGUAAAAUUGUCAUUGUCCUUCACGUGUAAAGUGAUAUUUGUUUUGUGAGUCGGCCUGGUUAGUAGCGAAAGCCGGUCAGAAUGAUGAUGUUCAAUAAGUGGAAAAGUAAAGGAGAAAGCAAUGGUGGUGGUGCAGUCGUAGGUAGUACACGUAAUAUCACCUCCCAAUUACAAACAAAUGCGGACGGCGACCAUCGUGGGUACAGGACCCAUCUCAUCUUUGCUGGGAAGCGUGACCCAGAGGCGCCCUCCGGGCCGAGUGGGGCCAGUCAGUCAGGCUCUCAUUUCUACGGCGGCCAUUCCUCCUCCCACUCACUCUCACAUUCCAACCACCCCUUUGCCCAGGCUCAGCAGAUUCGACAACCUCCACACGAGCCGGCUGCACGACGAAAGGGAAGCCGUCCACCCAAUCUCCAGGUCGAAGAGGAAUUGUACGCCAGGGGAGCCAACAAGCAGGUGAGCUUUGGUGGCGGAGGGGGCAGCAAUGCCUGGGGCGGCGGAGGAGGACCUGGUGGUGCUGUGCCCUCUUCUUCCUCUGGGGGCCAACCCCACAUGGCGUACCAAGGACCUCCCACUUACUACAAUGGACACGGAGGGGCCCCCACCACCGGCGUGUUCGAGGACCCGACCGGAAAACCCGGCAUGUUGGAGGUGGUAGCAGGGCUUUCCAGAGAUUGCUUCAUCAUUCCACUCGCCUGUGUUGAUCGGUUCCUUCCUGCUGGACUCACGCUUCCAGAACUGCAAUCGAGGUCCAACAACAAUUCCAGUUCUUCUUCAGGGGCUGGGACGCCGCUGAACGUACUCGAGGUGGCGGAUCCCCAGUUGGCUGUGGUCGUCCAUUUAAUGACCCCACUGAUUCCGCUGAGCCAGCCCCUCGACUCCCCCACCAACCACCCCGAGCGGGUCCAACGCACCCUCGCCAUGGAACUCAUCGAACGAGCCAAGUUGGAGAGACAAGCCUCUCACGGACUUUUAUUGGCCUCGAUGGAAAACAGUUCUGACUUCCCUUUAAUGGCUUUGUACGUGGUGCCCAAACUGCGGACGGAUGCCACCGAUUUUCUAGAAACGGCAAGGAAGAAUGCCUUAGAUGUUUUUGAUCCCCCCACCAUCGGACACUGCGGGGAUAAUUUUUUCCAUCUGUGCCGUGAGGUUGCCACCAUCGCCCGACCUCCCACUGAGCACAAUGGUGGAAAGAAGACCAAGGCGAACGCGACUGGAUAUAUUGUCUCCAUUUUUCGAGUCUUUGACGGAGAUGACCGUGAGAAGUUGGAACGAAAUUGGCUCUACUGGACAGGAGCUCGAACUCUGUAUCGCCACUUGCCAAAAAGCGUGGGACUGAGACGAAUAACUCUCCAUAAAUCUGCCCUCCGAGGGGACAAGUUGUACCUUCUUCUUUGCGAGUGUUCCAACUUUCUCGAGAAUGUCAACUCUGCUGCCCAAUUGCUUCCAGCAUUAAGAGCUCGGCUGUGUGGAUAUACUGGAAUCUACAGGAUCGCGCACGCUUUUUAACGCCAAGUCCACCUCGCUUAAUAGAAAAAGUAGCAAGUUCUAGUAAGCCAUCAAUUACAAAAAGCUACGAUCUAUCUACAUACAUACAUAUGCCCACAGCUAAACAAAACCAACGUCCAAAGCUAUAUGAUUUGCUAUGCUACAUUACUGCACUACAAAACUGUACUGUUUAACAAAGAAACAAGAGCUGACCACCUUCUCCUUCAUCAGAUCAGAUCACUUAAUUAUGAAAGAAUAGUCCCAACCAAAACCACUUUAAGUAUGUGCGUAAAAUAUAUUACUGUCUCUGCUACUCACGACGAAGGGAGGCUUAUCACACGGAAUUGUAUACGCUUUCAUGAAGAAGCCUCAUCUUUGUUACGACGUUAUUUGCCAUUUUCACAAUUUCAAUUCCUCUCUCUCUGAACCAAAAUUGAUCACUUUUUUAAAGCAACAUUUUCCGUUUUGAACACUAUCGUUCGGUUGAACCAAUGGCAAAUAAUGUUUUUCCAUGUCUCCAUUUUUAAUUUGGUUACGCACAUGCCUUAGACCAAAUGAUGAUAAUUGAUAUAUAAGUAUUGCCACUAUGCUGUUGUCAAUUAAUCAGAUAUCUAUAUAAACAACAAAGUAUGUAUUUAAGUAGGCUGUACUUAAGUACGAUGACACAUAUUCUAUUUCCUUAUUAACUGACAAAUAUAACAAACCACAAGAAAUUCAAUGAAAGUAGCGAAAAGUUGUUAGAACUCUUCAGAAAUCGGCUAUACGUACACUGUUACCAGUCUAAAUAGCUAUACAUAAAAUGUAUAUUGAGUAGGCCCCCAUGAUGUGAUCACUGAUGGAUGAACGAAAAGGGACGAAAACCAAUAGUGCUUCAGCAAGUUGUGAUACACAAAUUAAUGCACCCAUUCUAACAGAAAUAGCAGAAAUGUUACAUUCCGAAAGUCAGGCACACCAUGACACUGCAUUAUCAUUACACAUAUAAAAAACAACCCACGUGAAAGUUAUUGAUGAAGAUUGAAGAGUAAUUCUCUUGACAUGCUUUGUUCGUCAUCUUCUGCUCUAAUUUUCACCUUCAGUCAGUCAGCGUCAGCCGAAUUGAAGCUGCAGAAAUUGGAGAAUAGAAUAAAAUAUGUAAGAAACAGGGGGGGGGAGAAUUUCAUUGAGAAUGUGAUUUACGUGGUCAAGGAGCAAGAGAGUUCAGUCGGGUAGAAAAAAGGAGACUUCGCCUUUCUGUCGUUUUGAUGUAUCUGCAUCAUCAUCAUCCAAAGUCGGCGUUGUUGGGGCCAACAACUGUCCUUUGAUUUCACACGCUUCGCUGAUUCCAUACAAACCAGUCUCAUACAUAUAUAUUGAUGCAAAUAAGUGCGAAGCUCAGCAAAACUUCAUCGCUGAAUUUGACACAAGUUUCUCAAAUUCACAACUUUUGAUCUCGAUUUAAUAAAUAAUUCCGGAUAUAACAAAAAGCCAGAAAUCAAUAUGACACCAGUCAUACGCAUCUAAGAAUAAGGUGACUGAGGAGAUUCGUCGACAUUUAUUCAAUUGAAUUUCAAAUCCGCUUUUUCAUGAUGCACAUCACGAAGGCAUUUCCCAACCAAAAGAGUUGGAUCAUAUUGAUAAUUAUUGUUCGGUUCUGUUGUGCCAAUGAUUAAAUCCCGAAGCUGAAUAAUGGCACAAACACAAGAAAAUUGGUGGCCUAUCUAUAGAACCAUCUUGCGCUAAUUGCCAAAAAAAAGAAUGUAAAAAGUGAUUGAACCAGAAUACUCUCCAAUAUUGACGCAAUUAUGGGUGCUAAUAAUAUUACCUUAAUACGCACAUAUGUGUUGGUUUCCCAAAUGUGCAACAUUGUUACUAUAUGUAUCUCUACUAAUUGUAGCGUAAUAUUAUCAAAAGAGUCUGUAAUUUCCAAAAUCUGCAGAAUUAUUAAUUUGUAGAACAGAUAUUUGUCAAAUAGUUAGCAUUUUUAUGAUUUAACUAAUCAUUUCCUGACUAAUGUUGUAAUAAAGUAAACUGAAAAUGCCAAAUUGUUACCUGAGUAGAGUGAUUACAAGAAGACGGAAGAGUAUGCAUGAUAAAAUUUAAUGGAUUAUAUGUAGAAGUAUGUAGAUCUUUUAGUAAAAGUCUUGUCGUUGUCCAUAUUUACUAUUAAAUAAAUGUUGUAAUUGCACAUAAAAAAGUAUAUUUAAUUGCAUAGAUUUAUAUGCAGAAAAGAAAAGCACAUGGGAAAACUAUGCAUUUUGUUCAUCUCACCAUGAUUAUUCUCUCUCUCUCUCUCCAGUUAUUAAACUACUUAUAUACAAUGCGAAUUCCACUAUUUUCUUAUCUGAAUUAUGUAUUGACUGUGCUAACUAAAUUAUGUAAACGCAUUUUAAUUUAAUGCCGCAUUGAAAAAAGAAAUCUAUAUGGAAAAAUUAUCUCUCUAUUCAUAAAAAUAUGUAUACUAUUUACAUAUGUAUGUAUCUAUUAGUUUGUAAAAAGACGGCGAAAUGACAUCAGAAUAAUUUUUGAUUUUUGAAAAUUUAUAGAAUUCCAGAUAAGAAAAGCUAUUCUACUGUUGUAACAUCUAUAUAAAAACUGUCAUAAGUCAUACGUACAAGUAAUGUGUAUAAUAUAGUAAGUAUAAAUAAUUGUAAUAAAUGGAUGAUUAUACAACCAACAAAUGAUUUAGAGUUAAUUGUUAAUGAAUAAAUAAAUGUUGUGUUCUAUGUAAUAAAAUAUAUUGUAAUAUUAAUAAUCUUGCCGACACAAAAAGUGGACAUAGAAAGAAAACAUAUCCACCAAACACACACACUAAUUCGUAGAAGAAGUCGUCACGAAAAAUAUUUCUGUACGUAAUGAAUUAUCAAAUGUUUUUAGCUGAUUUG